Molecule: messenger RNA, 3231 nt
Organism: Syngnathus typhle (broad-nosed pipefish)
Lineage: Eukaryota; Metazoa; Chordata; Actinopteri; Syngnathiformes; Syngnathidae
Gene: rab41
Product: RAB41, member RAS oncogene family
Exons: 8
Coding region: 61-696 (211 amino acids)
Molecular function (GO): GTP binding; GTPase activity
Source: RefSeq, a predicted model, not a curated record
ACAUCACAUCACAAUCCAAAGCCGGCUAGUGAGCUGCUUCAUAUUUUUGUUUGGGCCAAAAUGUCGACCACAACUGGCGGCGGAGAGUUCGGCAACCCUCUACGGAAGUUUAAGCUCGUCUUCCUGGGCGAGCAGAGCGUGGGAAAGACUUCGCUCAUCACAAGGUUUAUGUAUGACAGCUUUGACAACACCUACCAGGCAACGAUUGGCAUUGACUUUUUGUCCAAAACCAUGUACCUCGAAGAUCGCACGAUUCGGCUGCAGCUCUGGGACACGGCGGGACAGGAGCGUUUCCGCAGCCUCAUCCCGAGUUACAUCCGAGACUCGGCCGCUGCAGUUGUGGUUUAUGACAUAGCCAAUCUCAACUCCUUCCAACAAACCUCAAAGUGGAUCGAUGACGUACGGACGGAGAGAGGAAGUGAUGUCAUUAUCAUGCUCGUUGGGAACAAAACAGACCUGGCGGAUAAAAGGCAAGUUUCUGUUGAGGCGGCAGAGAGGAAAGCUCGCGAGCUCAAUGUGAUGUACAUAGAGACCAGCGCCAAGGCUGGCUAUAACGUCAAACAGCUGUUCCGUCGUGUUGCGGCUGCGUUACCUGGGAUGGACAGCACAGCGGAGAAAAGCAAAGAAGACAUGAUCGACAUCAAACUGGAGAAGCAGCCAGAGAUGACUGUCACCGAGAGCAGCUGCUCGUGCUAGUACACGACACUGAAGCCCAACCCAUCAAGUCUGUCUCACACUCAGUCCCCCACCCCACCACCAUCACCAACAACAACAGCUUGUCUCUCAGUAGCCACUCGGGGAACAAACACUGGAGAGUGAGCGUGUGGAUAUGUGUUACUGAAUCCAAACAAGAGAAUCCACAUUGAUAUCAAAAGGGACACGAUGCGCGUUUUCAAUGUGAUAACUUGCAUGGCAUUCCGAUAAUAUAUAUAUAUAUAAAUUGAAGCGCAGAUUGUCUUAGCUAACUGCUUUUUGGGGUUAUCGCACAGUCUUUGUGCUGUGACUUCUUUUUUUUGGGCACGUAGAAAAAACACACCGCUUUGGGUAGUUUUAAUGACUGCACAAGGUUUGGUUCUUAACAUUUGUUUUGUAUCUACAAUAGAGAAGUUGUAAGAUGGCUACUGGUUCUUCACAUCUAUGUUGUAUUUUAGGGAAGUAGAGACAAGGUCUUACUAAUCGUCACACAAAGGAUUUUGUCGCAUACUAACACAGCAGGAGGCGUCGAUAAGCGAGGGAUGAGGUUGCUCCACGGAAAGCUGUUUGUCUGUCAUCCCAUAACUUUGAGAUCCAGUUUAGGGUUCAUCUAGAAUGCCCUUUACCCUCAUUAGUAAAACAGAUUAGCCCACUAGUGGAAUACCUGUCUUACUGGUCAUGUCUUUUCCGCUAGUCGUUUCACUUUUGGCCAAAUGGGACACAAUUCAAACUUGUCUAAUUUACUAUGCUUAGACUAGCGUUAGACGAAUCAGUAGGCAUAUUGCACUAGUAUCUUCCUUAUGAAGGUUAUCAAACAAAUGAGCACAUAUUUGAUCAAAUAGAACAAGUGUGUCUUACUACUAACUAACUCUGCUACUAGCCUACUUGUAUGCAACUCUGGUAAGCCCCUGUGUUGCACUGUUUAUAACAAUUGGAUUUUUAGUCAUUCCUACUAGUAGUCAACUGUUGUACAGUUUUGGUUCAGUAACAUAGUUGUCCUACUGGUAUGCCAAAUUUAGUCUUACUAGUGCAUAUUGAAUUGAAUUGCCACAGCACGGUAGUUUACCGUUGGUUUAAUUGUGUGGUAGGAAGCCAAAAGUAGAAGUUGGGGAAAAAUAAUGACUCCCAAGAAAGUUACCUUAGUAGUCAAUUGCCUAACUUGCAGGGACAAAGAGCAGACUAGCACAUGGAACUUGCAGUUGAUCAAGGAAAUUCUAUAAACGCUUCAACAGAUAGAUGGUCUGCAGAUCAACAAAAUGUAUUGACAAAUUUAGGAUUUUUUUUUAAUCCAAGACCCCUGAGUGAGCAAAGCAGUCCCAAACCACAAGACUCACUGCACCGUUCACGUGUAUCAUUCAUUAGAGACCCGAUCCCAAGCGGCAAAGUCGUCUCACGUAACCCCAAACUGUCUUCGUAACACGCCAGAAGCAUUCAAAUGCCAAUUUCACCAUACUAACAAAGACCUUACUAGAUAUCACACUUGAGAACUCUCCCACCGUGCCAUUGAUCCUCCGUGUUGUGUUGAUCACACUUACAUCGCAGCGCAUGCUCGCCAUGCAGGAGUUGUACGAACAACAACACAGAUGCCUUGCUUGUUUUGUUCACCAACGUUGUGCACUGAAUCAAGCCACAAACAUUGUAAAAUACAUGAAAAGGGAAGCCAGCUGACUGAUUGGUGGCUUCAACUCGGCGUCGUUUUCUCAAGACGGUCAACGAGAGCUUGUCCGCCAAAAAAAAAAAAAAGCUUACUAACACACCCGCUGUAAAAAGGCCACAUUGGGUGCAGUAACCUUCGCUGUAGUGCUAUUAUUGCUCGUGUAGAACUGUUGUUUUUAUGUGAUUAUUUAUGCAGUAACUCAGACAUACACAUGAAAAUCGUUUGCUUGACCAAAUGUGCUGAGACGCAUGUUGAAAAGCUGUUUUAUUUAUUUGUGUGUCUGCUGGGGACCCCUAUCUCCCUAUUCCCACUGAGCAAGUGUUUUCGAAGGCAGCAAAUAUUGUGCUCACAUCGCAGUUUGUCAAGAUCUGUUCAAAGUUGCCAACAAGUUUAUUCAAAAUUUCCUUUCAACGGGAAAAUGUUCCGGUGAACGUCUUUCGCACAUCUGGUGAGUGUUUGGCAAACAUUUGCAACCCUUGAAUGAACCCUGAUGAGAAUGCAACAUUGGCUGCCUUCGAAAACACUCGCAAUUGUUUGCUACUCAUAUGUUGUCAUGGUAACACUUUACACACCCACAGUGUGAACCACAGACCAAUUAUCAGGCCAUGGUUUCUGGUUAACUGGUCCUUGGCUUUUGCCGGUUUUAAAAGUACAUUUUAAAGGGGGGGGCGGGGGGGAUUUUGCGCUCUUCUAUGACUUGCCACAACUUAAUACUCAGCUUUGUGCUCUUCGGAAUCGUGUGUGUCCACUUGAACUAUGCUGUCUACUCGUGUUUAGCAACGUUGUGUGAAUAUAUUACUAUCUGGUGUGUAAAAAUGAGAGUUAAUGGCACACAAGUGAAGGCUUAUCAACUGAAAUACAAUAAAGAUUAUUUCACCAAA